ACUACACCAAGUGAGUCUGCCACAACAGUUGUGAUUUCAGAAACAACCACAGACCCCCUUUCUACAACUCCACCAUAUGGAACUACACCAAGUGAGUCUGCCACAACAGGUGGGACUUCAGAAAGAACUACACCAAGUGAGUCUGCCACAACAGAUGGAACUUCAGAAACAACCACAGACACCUUUUCUACAACUACACCACAUGAAACUACACCAAGUGAGUCUGCCACAACAGAUGUGAUUUCAGAAACAACCACAGAGCCCCUUUCUACAACUCCACUAUAUGAAACUACACCAAGUGAGUCUGCCACAACAGUUGUGAUUUCAGAAACAACCACAGACCCCCUUUCUACAACUCCACCAUAUGGAACUACACCAAGUGAGUCUGCCACAACAGGUGGGACUUCAGAAAGAACUACACCAAGUGAGUCUGCCACAACAGAUGGGACUUCAGAAACAACCACAGACAUGAUUUCUAUAACUACACCAUAUGAAACUACACCAAGUGAGUCUGCCACAACAGAUGUGAUUUCAGAAACAACCACAGAGCCCCUUUCUACAACUCCACUAUAUGAAACUACACCAAGUGAGUCUGCCACAACAGUUGUGAUUUCAGAAACAACCACAGACCCCCUUUCUACAACUCCACCAUAUGGAACUACACCAAGUGAGUCUGCCACAACAGGUGGGACUUCAGAAAGAACUACACCAAGUGAGUCUGCCACAACAGAUGGGACUUCAGAAACAACCACAGACACCUUUUCUACAACUACACCACAUGAAACUACACCAAGUGAGUCUGCCACAACAGAUGCGAUUUCAGAAACAACCACAGAGACCCUUUCUACAACUCCACUAUAUGAAACUACACCAAUUGAGUCAGCCACAACAGUUGUGACUUUAGACACAACCACAGACCCCCUUUCUACAACUCCACCAUAUGGAACUACACCAAGUGAGUCUGCCACAACAGAUGGGACUUCAGAAACAACCACAGACACCAGCUCUACAACUAAACAAUAUGAAACUACACCAAGUGGGUCUGCCACAACAGAUGGGACUUCAGAAACAACUACACCAAGUGAGUCUGCCAUAACAGAUGGGACUUCAGAAACAACCACAGACACGAUUUCUAUAACUACACCAUAUGAAACUACACCAAGUGAGUCUACCACAACAGAUGGGACUUCAGAAACAACCACAGACUCCAUUUCUACAACUUCACCAUAUGAAACUACACCAAGUGAGUCUGCCACAACAGAUGGGACUUCAGAAACAACCACAGACACCAUCUCUACAACUACACCAUAUGAAACUACACCAAGUGAGUCUGCCACAACAGAUGGGACUUCAGAAACAACCACAGACACCAUUUCUACAACUUCACCAUAUGAAACUACACCAAGUGAGUCUGCCACAACAGAUGUGAUUUCAGAAACAACCACAGAGCCCCUUUCUACAACUCAACUAUAUGAAACUACACCAAGUGAGUCUGCCACAACAGUUGUGACUUUAGACACAACCACAGACCCCCUUUCUACAACUCCACCAUAUGGAACUACACCAAGUGAGUCUGCCACAACAGAUGGGACUUCAGAAAGAACUACACCAAGUGAGUCUGCCACAACAGAUGGGACUUCAGAAACAACCACAGACACGAUUUCUACAACUACACCAUAUGAAACUACACCAAGUGAGUCUACCACAACAGUUUUGACUUCAGACACAACCACAGACCCCCUUUCUACAACUCCACCAUAUGGAACUACAACAGAUGGGACUUCAGAAACAACCAUAGACACCAUCUCUACAACUACACCAUAUGAAACUACACCAAGUGAGUCUACCACAACAGAUGGGACUUCAGAAACAACCACAGACACCAUAUCUACAACUUCACCAUAUGAAACUACACCAAGUGGGUCUGCCACAACAGAUGGGACUUCAGAAACAACCACAGACACUAUUUCUACAACUACACCACAUGAAACUACACCAAGUGAGUCUGCCACAACAGAUGUGAUUUCAGAAACAACCACAGAGCCCCUUUCUACAACUCCACUAUAUGAAACUACACCAAGUGAGUCUGCCACAACAGAUGGGACUUCAGAAACAACCACAGACCCCUUUCUACAACUCCACCAUAUGGAACUACACCAAGUGAGACUGCCACAACAGAUGGGACUUCAGAAACAACCACAGACCCCUUUUCUACAACUACACCAUAUGAAACUACUCCAAGUGAGUCAGCCACAACAGAUGGGACUUCAGAAACAACCACAGACACGAUUUCUACAACUACACCAUAUGAAACUACACCAAGUGAGUCUGCCACAACAGAUGGGACUUCAGAAACAACCACAGACACCAUUUCUAUGGGACUUCAGAAACAACCAUAGACACGAUUUCUACAACCACACCAUAUGA
Silurus meridionalis is the source of this 2427-nucleotide messenger RNA. RefSeq names its product mucin-5AC-like. The transcript is spliced from 3 exons. Bases 469 to 2427 code for a protein of 652 amino acids. NCBI's taxonomy places the organism in Eukaryota, Metazoa, Chordata, Actinopteri, Siluriformes, Siluridae. The record is from RefSeq and is a predicted model, not a curated record.